AUGCGGAGGCGAAUGCUCUUGCGAGUGCGGCGGAGGCGCGGGCUCCGACGACGGGGUGGAGUCAGGCCGGAGGCCGCUCUGCCCUGGGCGGAACGCGGCGUCGUUCCGCCCUGGGUGAACCGACUGCUGACAGCUAGUGCUCUGGCGGGCAUGCAAGAGCAGGACGAGGUGCCCCGGCGUGCACCAGUACCAGCACCAGCGCCCUUAGGAACGCUCUGGCAGCGGAAAAGGAAAUCUGAACCAAUGCCGCCACCCCAGGAACCCAAGGUGGAAGCCGUGCAGGUGGCCAGCCACAAUGUGGUGGCUUGGCGCAGUAAGGCCGAGUGGGAGCAGGUCAUGGUUUACCUCUUCUGCUCGGACCCCGAGCUGCAGCGACAUGCGCUCAACCGAGUGUCGGCUUGGAAGAGCAGGUGCAGCAACAACCUCCCUCUGGCUGUGGCCUGCACAACAGAUCUGGUGCUUUGCAAACUCCUGGAUGGAACUUCUUCCUUGGGCACCCAGGAGCUCGUGCUCCUCUAUGGGAUGGCCUUGGUCAGGUUUGUGAAUCUUAUCACUGAGCCCAAGCAAAAGAUCAUCAACAUUCCUCUGAGACGCCUGGCCCACGAGAUGCACAUCCCAGAGUGGGUCGUGAACCUUCGCCACAAUCUGACUCACAGGAAUCUGCCUAGACUGAGUACCUGCCGAAGAGGCUGCGAAUUCGUCUUGGAAUGGCUUCGCCGGACCUAUUGGUGCCGCCAGUUGGGGAAUAACUUGGGUGAGCCCUGGGAUUCAGGGGUGCGUAUCCGCGAGAUAGAGAUGGGGAAGGACGAAGAUGGGGUCGUGGUGGAGGAGGUGGAGGAGGUGGAAGAGGAGGAACAGCCUCCCCAGGAGGAGCCACUUUCUGAAGAGGCUCAGAAAGAAAAGGACCUGCAAGAGAAAAUCCGGAAACUGCUGGUGUCCUAUGGAGAACAACAAUUUAAGGUGCUCCGGCGCUCAAGGCAGCUGCCCAAGGCCAUGAAAUUGUGGACCAAAUCCACCCGUGAGGUAGAACGACUGGUGGGCCGCCUGAAGAAGCUAUCCAAGGACAACCGAAAUUACAUGGUGGACACCCUGCUUGACGAAGGCUUCCUUAUCCCUACUAUUGAGCAGCUGGAAGCUCUGAAGAUCCAACCAACAGAAGUCCUGAAUCUGGUGAGCCUUCUGAUGCCGAGGUCCUUCUCGAACUUCUGGCAGCCCCUCAUUAAGGGCCUGCAGACCCACCCAUUCAUCCAGGACCUGCUGGAGAAGAUGCUCAGAACCCUACCGGAUUGUGGGGACACAGGGAUCCGUCCAGCCUAUCUCAUCAGUUGGAUCAACGAGCUUGUGGUGGUCUAUACCCCUGCUGGGCCCUGCCAGAAGCGCCUCACCUCUAGCCAGAGGUCAGUCCGUAAGAGCUGGAAGUUGGGACCUCGCAAAUUCUCCUUGAACUGGUCCCAGUUGCUUGAUGUUUGCCUGGAUGCCACCUGCUGGGCCAGUCCCCACCUUCUCCAACUGAUCCUGAAGGCCAUGGAGCCCCAGCUACCCCUGGACUCGCAGGAGAAGCUCAUGUGUCUCUGCACCAUCUACACCCAGGGCGGGAAUCCUGUCACUAGCGGGAAGCCUGUGGAAGGGACUAGCUCCCUGCGCAGGCCCAUCUACACCCUGGAGAGCCUUCAGUGGCAGGUGAAACGGGCUCUCAUGAUGGAGAAGAAGAAGAAUCGCCAGCCCGGGGAAGAGGGGGAAGAGGAGGAAGAGGAGGAGGAGGAGGAGGAGGAGGAGGAGGAGGAGACCGAGUCUGGAGAUUCGUCUGAACCAGAAGUGAUGGAGGUGGAUCCAGAACCAGUGAAGGAGGUGGUACUGAAAGAGACUCCGGAGAUGCUGGCUAAAAAGCAGGCCGGCUUGGAGGGCUCCCCCUGGCAGCUGUGCUUAGAUGACAUCAACUGGAGCGAAUUGCCCCUGGGUAAGAUGCCAGGCCAGACUGACGACCCUGAUGAGCUGAUGGUGGAGAACUACACCCUGAUAUCUGUCAUGGACCAGCCUGUGAUCCGUGGGCUGGAUGAUGGACCGCAUUCAUCCACAUUUGGUUCCCUGGACCUGAGAAUCCCCAACAUGGAAGGCCCACUGUGGACCCAGAAUGAGCUACAUAGCCUCAAAGGCAACAUCCAGUUGUUCUAACCUCAGGGUGGGAAGGGUGCCCCUCCCCCUCUGUGCAGACACUCCCCCUCCCCCACAAGCACCGGAAACUAAGGUGCCCACCUCAGUUGACUUUGAUUAGUGUCGGUUGUAUUUUUUUUUGGAGAAAAAAAAAAAAUAAACCCUACUUUCCUUGCUCUGCAACACAGGCCUCCUGCUGGCCUGUGUUCCUCCCAGAGCUGGCCUGGGUUGGGGGCCUGAGAAGGACCCCCACCCCAGGAAUCCCCUCUGCAGCAGCGCCCCUGAUAAGUAGUCAUCCCACUUCGACUUUAGGCUUCCCCUGCUGGGGCCCAUGCCAGGCCCGGAGCCCAAUUCUGCCUCUGCUGCUUGGCCAGUGCUCCUGGUCCUACCCUCUGGGGCCGAGCAGACAGCUCGUCAGCAUCUUGAGCAUGUUCCCUGGAACCUUCUCCUUCCAUUAAGGAAGACUGUGGGCCACCCCUCGUGUCUCCAGGCCUUUGCCGCCUUGGACCCCACUAGUUGAUGCUGAUGCCCCAGCAGGGCAUUGCCAGUGGAGCCGGCUUCCAUCUCUUCUUCCUUUUCUCUGCUUCCCAGAGAAGGGCCCACUCUUGCCCACUGUGCUGUCCAGCGCCAGCAAAGCAGAAGGGAUCCCUUACUUACUUACUUAAUGCUGUGUUGUGACUUAGUGCUUUGUCCUGUGGACCCUUGGACCCACCUCCUCAGGAACAGUGCUGCAAAGGGGAUUCCUCGGCCUCUCCCCAAAUGCUUUCCCCAGGACCUUGUAGGGUCUCCUGCUUCUGUCCCCAAGUUUAGAUUCCUAAGUUAGAACCUAACCUGUACACCUCACUAGCUAUCCCUAAGGCUUGACUGCUACUCCCCCCCUCCCCAGUGCCAUUUUACCAGUAGAUACCCUUCCUUUAGAGCCCCAAGGCAUGGCAUGCAGCUGGGGAGAAAAGUACACCCCUGUUCUCAUUCAUGCUUCUGACCUGGUGAGAACAGGUCGGUGGAUGAGGUGCCCCUGGCAGGAGUUUUCUCUUAUCGUUGGAACUUAUCAUUGGGGCUCCUCAGAUUCUCUCCUUUGUUCGCUUCCAUUGAAUAAAACUUAAAUGUGAC
This is a messenger RNA of Vombatus ursinus (common wombat), 3261 nucleotides long. RefSeq names its product LAS1 like, ribosome biogenesis factor (gene LAS1L). Gene Ontology annotation, biological process: maturation of LSU-rRNA; maturation of 5.8S rRNA. The coding region runs from base 1 to 2172 and encodes 723 amino acids. The record is from RefSeq and is a predicted model, not a curated record. Gene Ontology annotation, cellular component: Las1 complex; preribosome, large subunit precursor. Gene Ontology annotation, molecular function: endonuclease activity. NCBI's taxonomy places the organism in Eukaryota, Metazoa, Chordata, Mammalia, Diprotodontia, Vombatidae. The transcript is spliced from 13 exons.